Molecule: messenger RNA, 1708 nt
Organism: Bursaphelenchus xylophilus (pine wood nematode)
Lineage: Eukaryota; Metazoa; Nematoda; Chromadorea; Rhabditida; Aphelenchoididae
Source: the annotation of a GenBank genome assembly
AUGAGGUCACUGGCAGCGUUUUCGGGUAAUGUGAGCCGGAGUAGACGACAGCAACUUCAAUUCAUUCAUGCAGUUUCUCAAACGCAUAGUGUGAGUUGAUUUUCUUUCUUUAUUCUUCUCUUUAGAGAUUGGCGGCGCUCCAGACUAUUCGAGAUUACAGUCAACAGCAGCCUCAGAAGAGUGGAAACUUCUUCUCGAAUCUGAUUAAUAAUAUUACCGAGGAAUUGGAGAGAAACAAGGAACUUCAGGUAUAUCUUAUAUGCCAUCAUGAAACUGAUCAUUUAGAAAAAUAAGCAAGAGUUAGAAGAACGAUUGAAGAAAGUAUCGAACACUGAAGCCAUAAAAGAGGCCCGGAAGAAGUUUGUGAGUUCUAGUUUGUUCUUUGGUGUUGCCUAUUUAGAGAAGAAGUUUGUGCAUCAUGUUGUUUUAGGAGAAAGUGACCGAAGAAAGUAUGCAAAGCAAUGCUAUUGUAACUGUCAAGCUAAAAGAGUUCAAGGAUCAUGUUGAUAAAAUGGUAGCGGAGAUAAAGAGUUCAGAAGCCGGGAAAGAAGCCAUUAAACAGGCUAAAAUUGCCGUUGAAAAACUAGAACAGGCUGCUCAAACCGUGGGGAAUACACAGACAUACAAACAAGUGGCAUCUACAGCCAAGGUAGUAAGAGAUGAAUUGGAUGGUUUGGCCGAUGUUAGGAUGUACUCUAGACCUGGUGAGCUUACUUUUCUAUAUUAUAUUCGAUUUUAGAGCAACUCAAAAUGAGAACUGAUGCAUUUAGCACAAGCGCGUUUUCCAAUCGAACAGUCGAAGCUAAUACGUAUGUUUUGACAUAGUUUAUUAAGUGCGCCGUUAAUUUAUCAUAAAAAUUUUUAUUGUUUUAGUGAGGCAACUGGUGUCGAGUUACAUAAAGAGUCCAAGUGGUAUGCAGGAUGGAAGAAUUUCUCCGAUAACAACGCUUAUUUUAAUAGUAAGUGUACUAAGCGUCUAUUUCAAAAAGUUCAUUUCUUUUUCACCCGAUUUUGCUUCAGAAGUCCUUGAUUGGAAGACCAAGUACGACGAAAGUGAGAAUCCCUUCGUCCGGAUAGUCAGAGGGGUCACCGAACGAGUAGGCCAUGUGUUCACCGCUCAAAGUGAAGUCUCUGAAGUCCUUACCGAGAUCGCCAAGAUCGAUCCCAGCUUCGACAAACACGAAUGGCUUCGGUUUUGUGAGAAAGAAGUGGUCCCCAAUAUUUUGGAAGCCUUCAUUAGAGGAGAUUUGAAGGUUCUGGAAGACUGGUGCCAUGAAAGAGCCUUUAAUAUGAUGGCUACAAUGAUCAAAGACAUGAAGAAGGUCGGUUACACUACUGCUGACAGUAGAGUCAUCGAUAUUAGCAAGAUGGAGGUAAGCGGCAUGAAGAAUAUGAAAAAGGAUUGCAGAUGGUAUCCGGGAAGAUGAUGGAUCAGGGGCCGGUAUUGGUGAUCACUUUCCAGGUCUUUAUGAUUCAUGUCGUCAAAAAUGCGGCUGGCAAAGUCAUCGAAGGGGAUCCGGUAAGUGUAAUGUAAAUGGGUCAUGUCUAAAGUAAUAUUAUUUUGAGUAUUGAUGACAUUUUCUUGUAGAACACUCCCGUCCGAGUCCAUCACGUAUGGGUUAUGUGCCGUGAUAUGCAGGAAUACAAUCCCGCCGUCGCCUGGAAACUCCUCGAAUUGCAUUACCAAGAAGGCGCGCUCUCUCUCUAG